GAGGAAGCUUUAGAACCCUGCUGUGUUCCCACUUGAAAGCCCUGUCUUCAAGACUGAUCCUGGAGGACAUUACCCACCUUCUUCUGAGAUCCGACGUUGACUCAUUAAAGAUGGCAUGGAAGUGCAGUGUCAUCAUGCAAAUGGGAAGAUUUCUUCUCUUAGUAAUUUUAUUUCUGCCACGUGAGGUGACAAGUUCUGUUUUAACUGUGAAUGGUAAAACUGAGAACUAUAUCCUGGAUACUACACCUGGCUCCCAAGAAUCUCUGAUAUGUGCUGUUCAAAACCACACCAGAGAGGAAGAACUGCUCUGGUACCGAGAAGCAGGGAGAGUGGAUUUGAAAUCUGGAAACAAAAUCAAUUCCAGCUCUGUCUGUGUCUCUUCCAUCAGUGAAAAUGACAACGGAAUCAGCUUUACCUGCAGGCUGGGGAGGGAUCAGUCCGUGUCCAUUUCGGUGGUGCUGAAUGUUACUUUUCCUCCUCUUCUAAGUGGAAAUGACUUCCAAAUGGUUGAGGAAGGCAGUAAUGUGAAGUUGGAUUGCAAUGUGAAAGCCAACCCCCAGGCUCAAAUGAUGUGGUACAAAAACAGUAGUCUCCUGGAUUUAGAGAAAAGCCAUCACCAAAUCCAACAGACGAGUGAGUCUCUUCAGCUGUCAAUCACCAAAGUCAAGAAAUCUGACAAUGGAACCUACAGCUGUAUUGCAAAGUCACCUCUGAAAACGGAGAGCUUGGACUUUCACCUGAUUGUUAAAGAUAAAACCAUUCGUGUACCAGCAGAGCCCAUUAUUGCUGCAUGUGUUGUGGUCUUUCUGACAUUGUGCUUUGGACUGAUUGCUAGAAGAAAGAAAAUAAUGAAGCUCUGCAUGAAGGAUAAAGACCCUCACAGGGAAACAGCUCUAUGAGAAAGAUGAGAUGCAUUGACUGCAGAGAGAGAGUUUUGCAUCAGGACCUCCACAAUUUAUGUAGUCCCAUCUGUAUUUAUUGCUAUUACUCAAUUCACUCCUGUCACUUCUGUUUCAUUAAUCACUUAACAGUAGUUGUUAUGAACAAUUUGAUAUACUUGUGGAACACUUAUAUGGAGAAGAAUGAAAGUAUAAAACUUUAAGAAUGAAAAGCAAGAUUUUGUUAAGUCUUCUCCUUGAAGUAUACAUUAAUUAACUGAGAUUUGUUCUAAAUAGGUUGUUAGUCAUUUAUAGUUUAGUGUGUUUUUUUCUAGGUGGGAGAUACUUUGGUCUCACAAAUCAGUGCAAAACCAAAAAAAAAAAAAAAAAGGGAGGCAACAAACAGGGUAAUCAAUGUUUAAAUUUCUCAGGAAACACAUUAAAAAUAUCAGUUAUGCCAGAUGCCAGGUGUGUUAGCUCCUACAAUCCCAGCGCUUGGGGAGGCUGAGGCAGGCAGAUCACUUGAGGCCAUGAAUUCAAGACCGACCCGGCCAAUAUGGUGAAAACCAUCUCUGCUAAAAAGGCAAACAGCCAGGCGCAGUGGCGUGCACCUGUAAUCCCAGCUUUAGGAGGCUGAGGUAGGAGAAUCACUUGAACCUGAGAGGUGGAGGUUGCAGUGAGCUGCGAUGGCACCACUGCACACCAGCCUGGGUGACAGAGUGAGACGCUGUCUCAAAAAUAGACAAAGAAACAAAAAAAAAACAAUUAUAAUCUACCUUCACUGUUGUUUCAUACAAAAUGUUUUAGGACUAAAGAGAGAAAGGAGUCUAUAAUCUUGAAAUAUAAGAUGCUCCUUUAAAUGGAAUAAAUUUAGUGUUAUGAAGAACUCAGCAUACAUCCUUAUUUUUCUCAUCUCAUUAUAUUGACACGGUCACAAAUUUUGUGUGCUGGAUGUGGCAGUGAAUGUUCAAAGAGCAAUGAACAUGGUCAUUUGUGUUGAGAUACCUGUACUAAUUCUGAGUCAGCCUGUACUGUUCUUAUACAUUCCCAGUUUAAACUGCAGCUGUCUUAUAAUUUAUCAUCGACUUUCCCCACCUCCAUUCUUUCUUCUUUUUUCCCCCAUAAGUUUAUGCUUCUCCUUCCCACACAACUGGGGGAGCUUGUACGGAAAGGUAGCCUUGGCCAGAAUCAUCUUCGAUGUCUCUUCUGUGCUCCUCCUCUCUUAGAAAAACAAAACAAAACUGUUUUCAUCUAAUUUUGAAGUAGCUAAAUGUGCCACAGUGCAAGAGAAAUCUGCUGUCAGACAGGUGGUAAAAAGCCUUCUUGACAUAGAAGCAAAAAGAAGAAAUUAGCAGAAUGUAUGAAAUCUCAGCAGACUUGUUUCUAAAAGGAACAGACAUAAUCCUCCUGUUAGUCUCUCUUUGCUUCCUUGGAAACUUCAGUAUGAAAUCGAUGAGAGAGAGACUGCUACAGACUGUGAAUUACAGAUUUCUCUGUCUUCUUGGAGGAUCCACAGGGUUUUGUGCAGAAGCCUCCGGAUCACAUUCCUCACUCAAGAUUUCUCAAAGUAGAAUCUGGAUACCCUGGGAGAGUGCUACAGGGAUAAAAUUAGAUUAUGAAAAAAAUCUGAAUGUUUAGAUGAUUAAAUAGAAGCCAUGAGACUGUAAAGAAAAAAACAAAUGUGAGGCAAUGGUGGCUGGGAUAGUUUAAACAUGGGAAAGGGAACAGAAAACUUACAAGUCAAAUUGGAACUGGAAUCAGGAGACCAGAGUUCUAGUGUUGGCUCUGUUAACUUGGGCAGGAAAAACUCCCUUGGACCUUUGGGAAAUGAGGUUAGAUUAGGAGAUCCUUAAAGUACAUGUUAGCUUAAAAAGUCUAUAAUUCUCAAAAGAUCCUACAUAAUUUAGUUAAAUGCUGGAAAGAGUUGGCAAGAAACACUGAAAAUGUAAUCCCUUUGCCCCACCUAGUAGAAUUAUGAAUCAGCUUUGUUCUAGGGCAUACAGCAAUCCUUGAGAAUUACGAGUCAUAAGAAAAGAGUUUCC
Molecule: messenger RNA, 2920 nt
Organism: Callithrix jacchus (white-tufted-ear marmoset)
Lineage: Eukaryota; Metazoa; Chordata; Mammalia; Primates; Cebidae
Gene: TMIGD1
Product: transmembrane and immunoglobulin domain containing 1
Source: RefSeq, a predicted model, not a curated record